Vigna radiata var. radiata (mung bean) is the source of this 1251-nucleotide messenger RNA. RefSeq names its product UBP1-associated protein 2C. Bases 62 to 1072 code for a protein of 336 amino acids. The record is from RefSeq and is a predicted model, not a curated record. Gene Ontology annotation, molecular function: RNA binding. Lineage: Eukaryota; Viridiplantae; Streptophyta; Magnoliopsida; Fabales; Fabaceae. The transcript is spliced from 6 exons.
AAUUAAAGACCUAAUGCAUUGGGUUCGGAGGUGUUGAGGGGAAGAAGGUGAAGAAGAAGACAUGGAAGAUUUGAAGAAGAGAAAACUGGACGAAGCAGGAAACGGUGAUUUUGCCUCCAAGGAAGAACUUCGCUUCCUCAUUGAACCUCUUGCGAAACCCCAGCUUGUUGAUCUUCUAGCUAAACUAGGGUCCCAAUAUCCUUCAAUUGCAGAAGAAAUAAAAAGUAUUGCAAGUGCUGAUCCUGCCCAUCGAAAGCUUUUUGUUCGUGGCUUGGCAUGGAAUACCAAUUCAGAAACUUUGCGUGCUGCAUUUGAAGAGCAUGGAGAAAUUGAGGAAGGAGCUGUGAUCUAUGAUAAGGUAACAGGGAAGUCCCGUGGCUAUGGAUUUAUCACUUUCAAAAAUAUGGAAUCAACUCAGCAAGCAUUGAGAGCUUCUAGCAAGUUAAUUGAUGGAAGAUUGGCCGUCUGUAAUCUAGCCUGUGAGGGUCUAAGUGGAACAAGUAGUGCUCCUGAUGUUUCCCUAAGGAAGCUUUAUAUAGGAAGCUUAUCACCAGAAAUCACAAGUGAAAUGCUGCUCAACUAUUUUGCAAGGCAUGGUGAAAUAGAAGAAGGUUCAGUUGCAUACGACAGGGAUACAAAUGAAUCACGUGGCUUUGGCUUUGUCACGUACAAGACAGCAGAAGCUGCCAAGAAGGCCAUAGAUGAUCUUGAAAAGACUCUUGGGGGAAGGAAUAUAAUUGUAAAAUAUGCUGAUUCCAACAAAGGAAAAACUGGGCAGCCGCCAUUUCCCUCUGGAGUGGUUCCAAUGGCUGGCUUACCUAUGACCACAGGCUAUAUGCAGCCUGGUAAAGGUCAUGUAAGCUCUGGCCACCCUAUAAAUUACAGUUACCCCCAGACUGUUGCACCGUAUUCAGCAUCUCCUUAUCCAAACCCUCACACUGUACCUUCUCCUUAUCCAACACAAGGGCAGAUUCCUUACCCUCCUCUUUCUGCAAAGAAAGACCAACAUGGGUUUCCGCCUACCCAACCUGUAGGAAUGAACAACUACCCUUAUUACUAUCCCAAGCAAUGAAUGUAUUUAACUGAAUCUGAUGAUGAUUUUGACACUCCCUCUCUUUGCUUUUCUUUUCAAAUCAUUUUAGCUAUUAGUUACCUCUCAUAUCAUAAGUCAUCACAUCACCUGUUAAUGAACCUCUGCAUCCUCUCUUUACAGCUUUUCAUCUAGUUGAUUUUUGGCAUUCUUAUUUAUUA